AUGAUCAUUGACAAUACGAAUAGUAGAAAUGAUCGAAUUAAUAUACCAAAGAAUGAACACGUAAGGGAUGAUAACGCAGGUAAUAAUAAUGUAGUAAGUAUAGAAAAAGAAAAGGAUAUAAUUAAUGCGAACAAUAGUAAUAAUAUGAACAUUGUCAAAGAAGAAAAUAAUUUUUCAAAAAAUGUAAAUGAACAUACGACAUCCAUUAAAAGAAUUAAUGUUGAAAUGAACAAUAAAAAUGAAAAAAAUAAUAACGAGAAAGUGUGCAAUAAUGUUAAUGAGACUAUAAAUGGAAUUAUUAUGAAAAAUAAAAAUAAUAACAAUAUUUGUAAUGAUGAUAAUAAUAAAGAGAAUGAUGAUAAUAAUAAAGAUAAUAAUAAAAAUAAUGAUAAUAAUAAAUAUAAUGAUAAUAAUAAAAAUAAUGAUAAUAAUAAAAAUAAUGAUAAUAAUAAAGAUAAUGAUAAUAAUAAAGAUAAUGAUAAUAAUAAAAAUAAUGAUAAUAAUAAAAAUAAUGAUAAUAAUAAAGAUAAUGAUAAUAAUUAUAUUGAACCUACUUCUACAGAUGGGCAUAUAAAGGAAGAGGGAGAAAAGCAAAAUGAUGUCGUAAAUGAUUUAAGUGAAAAUAAUCAAAAUGUUGAAAAUAAACAAAGUGGUGACAACAACCAAAAUGUUGAUAAUAGUCAAAAUAAUUCAAAUAAUGAGAGUGCAAAUUCCAAUCCUGAUAAUAUAGAUGAUGGGGUUGAAAGUUUUAACAGUUUUUUAUUAGAAGAAGAUAUAAAUUUAUCAAGACGAGCUUAUCGUAAUUUUCAUAUAUGUUCCAUAUUUAUACAUUUAUCUCUUUUAUUAAUGGUUAUAUUAUUAAUGGGUACUUUAAGUUAUGACUUUUUCAAAUCUUAUAUUUCUAAAAAAGAAAUUGUUACAAUAUAUAUUUGCGCAAUGUUAUUAGGUAUGUUGUGUAUACAUAUUUGUUUAAAUUUAUAUAUAUCCUAUAAAUUAUUAAUGCAGGUUCAAGUUUCUAAAAGUUUAAAAUCAAUUGAAUCCAAAAUACAUUUAAUUGUUGUUAUGUAUUUUUCAUUUUGUUUUUAUUUGUAUCUUUUUGAGAGGGGGAAAUAUGCGAUAAAUUCUACAUUUUCUGUAACUAUUAUAUUAGCUAUUAUAUAUUACUUCUUGCCAAUUUUUUUAUAUAUAAUUUUACGUUUAAUUUUUUUUGUUGUUAUCCUAAUAUUAGUAUUUUUAAAAAGAAAAAGCCCUACGCCAAAAAGAAUAUUAAAAAAGUUAAAAAUUAUGAAAUAUAUAGAAUAUAGAAAGUAUUGUGAAGAAAAUUUUUUGACAACAAAUUAUUUUUACAGUGACAAUUUUAUUAAUGAUCAGAAUAAAUGUGUACAAAAAAAUGAAGAUAUGUCUAACAUGCAAUCAAAUGGUAUAGGACAAUGUGUAAAAAAUGAAGAAUCAACUACAAAUGUGGUAAGUGAAAUACCUAUAAAUAAUAAUGAAAUAAGUGAUAUGAAAAAUAUAUCGACUAAUAAUGGUACAUUAGGGAUUAUACCUAAUUUGAAAGAUAUAAAUAAUAGCAAACAUGUUGAUAAUGUAAAUAUUAUAAAUAGUGACAAUAAUGUGAUUAUAAAUAUAGAAUCUCCUAGUAAUAUCCUAAAUAAAAAUGGGAAAAAUAAAAUGAAAAAUAUGUCCGAGGAAGAUAUAAAAAAAGAAGGAGAAAAAAUAUAUAAUAAUAAUUAUAGUAUAUAUAAUGAUCCUAAUAAUGUGAAUGAUGUAAUAAAUAUUAAUAUUGAUAAUGAUCAAAUUCGAAAUGAUAAUAAAACGGGUGUUUUUGGAUACUUUCAAAAAGUAUUAAAAAAAAAAAAAAAUGGAAGUGCAAAUGGAAGUGCAAAUGGAAAUGAAAUAAAUGAAAAAAAUGAAAUAAUAGAAAUACCACCAGAAAAUAAUGUAUAUAUAAAUAUAGAAACAUCCGAUUUAGUUUGUUCUAUAUGUUGUGUAGAAUAUGCAAAUGAUGAUGAUAUUUGUAUACUACCAUGUAAUUAUCUACAUUAUUAUCAUAAAGAUUGCAUAUUUACAUGGUUAAAAAAAAACAAUGAUUGUCCUUUAUGCAGAAAAAUUAUUGAAAAAAUAUAA
Molecule: messenger RNA, 2127 nt
Organism: Plasmodium reichenowi
Lineage: Eukaryota; Apicomplexa; Aconoidasida; Haemosporida; Plasmodiidae
Product: conserved protein, unknown function
Exons: 1
Coding region: 1-2127 (708 amino acids)
Source: RefSeq, a predicted model, not a curated record